Molecule: messenger RNA, 2876 nt
Organism: Durio zibethinus
Lineage: Eukaryota; Viridiplantae; Streptophyta; Magnoliopsida; Malvales; Malvaceae
Product: long chain acyl-CoA synthetase 9, chloroplastic-like
Cellular component (GO): membrane; endoplasmic reticulum
Molecular function (GO): long-chain fatty acid-CoA ligase activity
Source: RefSeq, a predicted model, not a curated record
AACAAACCUAAAAAAAAAAAAAAAUCACUUUCAUACGAUUAUUAUUUGGUCCCCUGCCAAUCCACCAUGUAAAUUCUGCUGCAAUUAUAAUUGGGGGUAAGCAAUUGAAGAUUGAUUGAAAAGAAAGUAAUGAACUAUGCAUGGCAGAUGGCCCACAGCCAUAUGCACCCCAUCCACCACCUUGCGUUUCAACCUUAUUAAGUUCUAAGUUUUAAACACAGUGAUCUGAACUUCAGAUGGCGUCUGCUUAGUCCCAAACUGACGCUGUUCAUUUCAGAGUAAACUACUUCUGAAAGUGAACCUCUUUCUUUCUCGAUCUUUCCGCGCAAAUUUAACCACCCUUUUAGUAAACGUCUUGUUUUGAUCUCUUACUGAAAAAUAGCUGAAAGCCCCUUUUUGUUGAAACCCCCAUUGUUUUGGUCUUCUUGUGAUGCUGAUCACUUGAAGUGGGUCCCUUUGCUUUCCCCAAUAUUUGAGCUUCAGCUUCGAGGAGAACUGAAAGAGGUAGAUUCUGAUGGGGGCACGAAAUCCUAUAAAUAUGAGUGGUUAUAUUGUUGGUGCGCUUGUCCCUAUACUUUUUACUCUUCUCCUUCGCAAUUCCAACAAGGUGAAGAAGCGAGGGGUGCCUGUUGAUGUUGGCGGGGAGCCUGGGUAUGCAAUCAGAAACAGUCGGUUUCCAUCCCUUGUUGAAACAGCAUGGGAAGGUAUAUCUACUCUCGCAGAACUUUUUGAGCAGGCAUGCAAGCAACAUUACGAUAAACGCUUGCUUGGAACUAGGAAAUUGAUUUCAAGGGAGGUUGAAGUAACUGAAGAUGGAAGAUCCUUUGAAAAGCUUCAUUUGGGAGAAUAUGAAUGGUUGACAUAUGGAAAAGCCUUUGAAGCUGUGUGCAAUUUUGCUUCUGGAUUAGUUCAUCUUGGUCAUAAAAAAGAAGAACGUGUGGCAAUCUUUGCUGAUACAAGAGAAGAAUGGUUCAUUGCACUGCAGGCUUGCUUUAGGCGCAAUGUUACUGUGGUAACAAUAUAUGCAUCUUUAGGGGAGGAGGCUUUAUGUUACUCAUUAAAUGAGACUGAAGUUACAACAGUGAUUUGUGGGAACAAAGAACUAAAAAAACUUGUCAACAUUAGUGGGCGACUUGACACUGUCAAACGUGUGAUCUGUAUGGAUGAUGAAAUUCCAACUAGUGCCAGUGAUAGAUGGACAAUCACUUCUUUUGUUAAUGUUGAGACAGUCGGCCAUGAAAAUCCUGUUGAUGCUGAUUUACCUCUUUCAGCUGAUGUUGCAGUUAUAAUGUAUACUAGUGGAAGUACUGGAUUGCCUAAGGGUGUGAUGAUGACACAUGGCAAUGUACUGGCUACUGUUUCUGCAAUCAUGACAAUUGUUCCUGGACUUGGAAGCAAGGAUGUUUAUCUUGCAUAUCUACCCCUUGCUCAUAUUCUUGAAUUAGCGGCUGAGAAUUUAAUUCCUGCUGUUGGAGGUGUCAUAGGAUAUGGAACCCCUUUGACUCUCACCGAUUCAUCUAGCAAGAUAAAAGUGGGAACAAAGGGGGAUGCCACUGCGUUGAGUCCAACCGUAAUGGCAGCUGUCCCAGCAAUUCUUGAUCGUGUUCGAGAUGGAGUACGAAAGAAGGUAGAUGCAAAGGGUGGACUAUCCAAGAAAUUGUUUGACUUGGCUUAUUCCCGUAGAUUAUCUGCAAUAAAUGGUAGUUGGUUUGGUGCCUGGGGUCUGGAAAAGUUUCUAUGGGGCUUUCUUGUCUUUAAAAAGGUCCGAGCAAUUCUAGGUGGUCGCAUUCGAUUUUUGCUGUCUGGUGGUGCUCCUUUAUCGGCAGAUACCCAGAGAUUUAUAAACAUCUGCCUUGGUGCUCCAAUUGGUCAAGCGUAUGGUCUAACUGAGACUUGUGCUGGUGCCACCUUCUCUGAGGUUGAUGAUACAUCUGUUGGUCGUGUUGGUUCCCCACUUCCUUGCUCCUUUGUUAAGUUAAUAGAUUGGCCUGAAGGUGGAUAUUUAACUAGUGAUUCACCAAUGCCUCGUGGAGAAAUAGUGAUUGGUGGUCCGAGUGUAACACUUGGAUACUUCAAAAAUGAAGGAAAAACAAAAGAAGUGUACAAGGUUGAUGAGAGAGGAAUGAGGUGGUUCUAUACAGGUGACAUAGGACAGUUUCACGCUGAUGGUUGCCUUGAGAUAAUUGACCGUAAAAAGGACAUAGUCAAACUUCAGCAUGGGGAGUACGUCUCUUUAGGAAAGGUUGAGGCUGCUCUCAGCAUCAGUCCCUAUGUUGACAAUAUUAUGUUGCAUGCUGAUCCAUUCCGUAGUUAUUGUGUGGCUCUUGUGGUGGCUUCUCAGCAUGCAGUGGAAGAUUGGGCUUCAAAGCAAGGAAUUGCUUUUACUGAUUUUGCAGACUUGUGUGAGAAAGAAGAAACUGUCAGAGAAGUACAUUCGUCUCUUGUUCAGAUUGCCAAGAAGUCACGUUUGGAGAAGUUUGAGAUUCCAGCAAAAAUCAAAUUGCUUUCUACACCAUGGACUCCAGAAUCUGGCCUUGUCACUGCAGCUCUCAAGAUCAAGAGAGAAGCCAUUAGAAAAGCUUUGUCCGAAGACCUGGGUAAGUUAUAUACAUGAUAGUUUUAAGAAGACUAAUUGCUUUCAAUAAUGACCGUGCAUAUCUUGAAGAAUGGAAGACUAGUGUAAGAUGAUGAUACGAUCAAUCCUAGAUUUAUACACUCCUUUUGUACUCGUAUUUUCUUUCUUUUAAUUCUAUCAUUGCAAAUCAUGUUUUAUUCUAAAGAAAGUAAAGAAAAACGCUGGUUUUUCUGGUCAUCUAAAUUAUGAAGUUCUAGUUGAUGAUAACUGAAAUUGUAACCAUACCACGUAAUAAUGAAGA